AGACCAAAGCCAAAGGAAAUGAUAAGAAGAAGUAGAAGAAGAAGAAGAAGAAGAUACAUUUUUUAUUUUUUUAGUUUACUUGGCAUGAUGUGACACGUGUCAUCACAUCUGCCCUUGCUUUAUCUUGUGUUGAAUAAUAUAUGGUCGGUUGGAUUCCGGCAUCUUCUUCUUUUUUUCUUCCUCCUCUCUCAACAACUUGCUUCUUCAACCCACUACCCUUCUUCUUCUCUGCAACUAAAGCAGAAAAUUCUUAUAUAUAUAUAUACAACCUUGAACACAUAUCUUCUUAGUUCUCUUGACUCCACAGAGUCCCAACAACAUCAAAGUUUCCGAAUUAUCUCUCUAAAUAUCUGCUUGGUCUUGCUUCAUUGACAUACAUAUGCACCAACAAUGCUUGGCAUAAGAUGAAUGCAAGUUCAAAGGAAAUUGAGUCUUCAUCAAUAAAACAUGAUCAAGGAAGUGCAAGUCAUGAUUCCAUUAAGAUCCCUAGAUCUAAUACUUCAUCAAGCUCAUCAGCAACACCAUGGUUAAGGCUAAAGGAUCCGCGGAUCGUGCGAGUUUCGCGAGCAUUCGGAGGGAAAGACAGACAUAGCAAGGUUUGCACCAUAAGAGGAUUGAGAGAUAGAAGAGUUAGGCUUUCAGUUCCAACAGCAAUUCAAUUGUAUGAUCUUCAAGACAGGCUUGGACUCAAUCAACCAAGUAAGGUUGUUGAUUGGUUACUCAAUGCAGCCAAGGAUGAAAUUGAUGAACUCCCUCCUCUCCCAAUUCCACCUGAAAACUUUGCCCUAACAACACACCAUCAACCAAUUCUUGAUCAUCAUCAUCAAAUUGUUGGUUCCUCAAAGGGAAUUGCAAGAGAAAAAGAAAGCAAUGAAGGAGUAAAUGAUCCCCAAAGUGCAUUCAUGCCACCAAGAGGUGUACUAAAUCAUGCUUUCAUACCUGGAUUUCUCAGCAACAACAACAACAGCAAUAACAGUAUGCCAUCAUUUGGUUCUUUCUAUCCUUUGGAGGCUUCAAAUUUUUCUUCUUUCUCUCAAGCCGCGGCCGGAGGGGAUCAAAAUAUUCAGAACUUGAAUGCUCUACCAUUGCCAUCUACAUUGACGCUAUCGUCCGGCGGUGGAGGCUCUCAGAUUUUGGUGACACAACCUUAUUUCACAAACAGUGGCGAAAUUGAUCAAAGGCAAAUCAAUAUUCACCAAGUGAUGACACCUUCAAUUGCUCAUCAUCCACAAGCUGUGUACUCAUUAGGGCAGCCCAUGAGACCCUUCCCUUUCAGUGUGUCACCAAGAAUUAAUAUCCAAUCCUCGCCCGGGAACAAUGUCGGCGGACAUGAUCAGCCUAAUAAGGAUCAAGAAUUUCAUUCUAAAUGAAAAUGAGAAAAAAAAAAGAGAGAGAGAAUUAAGUUAAGGUAGAGAAAUAAGUGAAGAAGUGGAACAAGCAAGCAUGGCUAGCUAGGUGGCUCAAGCUUUUUAUCUCAAGAAAGAAGGGAAAGGUACUAUUAAUUGUCUAUUAAUUUGAAAUUGAAUGGUGCUUGCAGACUGUGUUUGUCCUUUUAAGUUACAGUUAUGAAUUAUAGAGUGAGUAAUUAAUCUCAUGUGUGUCAUUAAUUAAAAAGUUUUUGAUUCAGUCUGC
Messenger RNA from Tripterygium wilfordii, 1632 nucleotides. Its product is annotated as transcription factor TCP24. Gene Ontology annotation, molecular function: DNA-binding transcription factor activity; sequence-specific DNA binding. The coding region runs from base 405 to 1370 and encodes 321 amino acids. The record is from RefSeq and is a predicted model, not a curated record. The transcript is spliced from 2 exons. NCBI's taxonomy places the organism in Eukaryota, Viridiplantae, Streptophyta, Magnoliopsida, Celastrales, Celastraceae. Gene Ontology annotation, cellular component: nucleus.